Messenger RNA from Neoarthrinium moseri, 1023 nucleotides. RefSeq lists its product as uncharacterized. The record is from RefSeq and is a predicted model, not a curated record. Bases 1 to 1023 code for a protein of 340 amino acids. The transcript has a single exon. NCBI's taxonomy places the organism in Eukaryota, Fungi, Ascomycota, Sordariomycetes, Amphisphaeriales, Apiosporaceae.
AUGUCUUACAACUAUCUAUCGCGCAAGAUUUUCCAGGGCAGCCUGGUCCUCAAAACCCAGGGAAUAUGCCAUUUUUCUCGCCGCAGAUCGCCAAUAACCUUUGGAGAGCAAGUGGAUCAAUGGACGAGAGAAGGUAGCAAAGAUGCUGCUAUCGACAAUAUCGAAGACUCAGUAGAACAGAUAUUAUCAAACAUUCCAAAACACUUCGAGGAAUACGAGGUAACCCUUCGCGGUCUGCUUUUCGAUCAUCUCAUCGCUGCGGAAAUGGUCAUUGAUGACCUCGGCCGCGCGGGCAAUGGCAUGAUGAAUGCUCUUUCAACCAUACUCAUGACAGCAAAGGACGGCUUGGAGGCAGACGAGCCAGGCAACCGCCCAUGGCCCACCCACCUGACCGAUAUCAAGCCGAUCAUGUUGGCUGUAGUCAAUGUGCUUAUCACCAGGACCAUCGAGGCGCGCGAUUGGAUGUGGGCAAAUACGCAAAACUCGGUAUGCUUCUCGAGGAUGCAGAAGUGCCUCGAGGAUGCCUUCAUCAUGGACACCUGGGCGUCGACCCACGCAGCACCGCUGGUGGCCCAGGUGACGACAGCAUUCGAAGAGCUCUACAUCGAGCUGUCGGACUCACUUUGGAACGAAGAACUCGACAGCCGCGCGUUGGCCAACUUUGCCGACUGCAUCUGCGGUGGCUCUCUCCAGAGACACACGGACGUCUUAAAGAGCGGCGAGGAAGCCUCGAGAACGGCUGCUUUCAAGGUAAGGCGCAAGCAGCUUGGCGGCCGGAAGAUAUGGCCGCAGCCUGAGUUGUUACAAGCUGAUCGACGUAGAGGGAGGGUGCGGCUGGCCGGGUCGCCACUUGCGAAACACGUCGAGUUGUGUGAAUAUGAGGACGUCGAUGAAUCAAAGUCUCAAGAGGAUAUUCCAAGGAUACAGGAGAAGGAAGCUAGCCGUACUUUAGUCGCCAGGAGAUUCAGCGGGGACACCAUCGCGUAUCAGUCCCAGCGUCAGAGAUGGUUGAUGGCCAAUUAA